AUGGCCGACCGAAUGGAAAUUGACUCCAGAGACGAUAGCCGCGAGAUGACUGACGCGAAUCAGCAACUUGAACGCGAACUCCUUCAGUGCCAGCAAGGAUCAUCUCCAGCUGCUGUGCAUUCGCGGCGAAUUGUCUCGCUUGGGGUUUCUCCUCAUUACGUGAGUCACUGGAUCUCUGCCGAUGCCUUUCGGGAACUAUAUCAGAAUUGGAAGGACGCCAUAUUGGAACGGUUCCAGAUCGAUCGAAUCGCCUUCCGGCCGUACUUCGUCGACGCCUGCGAUCAUUACGCCGUCUUGGUACCAGACCCCGUGGACCCCAAGGGCCGCCGAUCCCUGGGAUUCAUCAAGUAUGACAAAAAGUCCAGUCGGGGCGACCAGAACCAACUGGCGGGUUCCCAUGGCGACGGACUCAAGCUGGCAGCCGUGGCGCUGUCCCGGGAUGGGUACAGGCUGCAGGUGGCAGCAAGCCGAUGCUCCUGGAAUUUUCAUUUGCGGGAGCCAUGCAAGUCUCGCCUCCAUUGUACCAUCACCCCAUCGCGCCAAUCUGGGUCCACCCGGACGGACUGGGCCGAGGAUAUUGCGGGACUGCGCUUCCAGACCGAGCGAGAUGUUGCCGUGCUCAUCGGCCCCGGACGCACCACCCAGGGUCGGCCGGUGGCACCUGAAGAAGUUCUUGAGUGGCUGCAAAUAUCUCUGGAUAUUCGUGGCCUCUCCUACCCGUCCUCGGUUGUCGAGACAAGCCACGGGGACCUGCUUUUUGACCAAAAUCUCCUAGGUAGGAUUUAUGCCCACGGCGUGCUAAUCUCUGGAACAAACUCGAUUUACCCGUUCAAAGUUGGUUAUAACUUUACCGAGGGGAAAUUCAAUCGCGAUCGGCGAUGGCUCAUGGACCGGCAUGGACUGGCAGAGCGAGUGUGCCGGAUCUGGGAGUCCGCCCUUCAAACGCACGAGGCCGUCCUUCUUCCGAUAUACGUGAGCCUCCUCCGAAAGACACCAGCGCUGAUGGACGUUAGUCUGGCUGCUGAUUUGCUCUUAACCUCGACGAUAUCCCGCAUCUGGACGUAUUUGCUACACGAGUCCAAGGGCAAGGACUUUUUCUAUUGCGAAGCAUCCGGAGCCCAGGAUGUCAACAUGAUACGAGAGACCAUUGGAAAAAAGCCCAUGAAGCUGUCGCGAGAAUUGUGGCGCCUACUGCGGUCGACUACGCCUAUCCGCAGUGCUGCGGAAGAACUUUCAAUGCUUUUCCAUAAUGCCGAGGUCUGUAGCCCCCCGAGUACCACCUUCUCGAGAACUGUGCGGAAGGGACUGAGAGUAUGCUUUGCCUUAUUGGAUUCGAUGCAGGGGAUUCAAGUGGCUUAUGUCGAAGGAUUCGAUAGUAGGGCGGAUGUUGUGUAUAACCCUCAGCAAAGGACACUGAAGGUCCACCGCCGAUGGCUGGACUUUGACGAUACACAUCAGCGAACGUCGUGUCGGAACUGGAUUCUUCGUAGUGCGAAGAAGGAAAGUGGAAAGCGCGAACUCUUCUUUUGCGGCCACGUCAUUGAGGAGCUCUUAUCUCUUUCCAUCUCGUCGGUGUUUGGGGGCUCUCAGACCCCUCGGACCACCGAGAUGAGGUAUAUGCGCCAUAUCUGA
This is a messenger RNA of Penicillium cosmopolitanum, 1632 nucleotides long. RefSeq lists its product as uncharacterized. The coding region runs from base 1 to 1632 and encodes 543 amino acids. Lineage: Eukaryota; Fungi; Ascomycota; Eurotiomycetes; Eurotiales; Aspergillaceae. The transcript is spliced from 4 exons. The record is from RefSeq and is a predicted model, not a curated record.